Spirometra erinaceieuropaei is the source of this 2069-nucleotide messenger RNA. Lineage: Eukaryota; Metazoa; Platyhelminthes; Cestoda; Diphyllobothriidea; Diphyllobothriidae. The record is from the annotation of a GenBank genome assembly.
AUGGGAGACGAAGAAGUGCAGGCUCUCGUUAUCGACAAUGGUUCGGGCAUGUGCAAGGCCGGUUUCGCCGGGGAUGAUGCGCCCCGCGCCGUCUUCCCCUCGAUCGUUGGUCGCCCACGUCACCAGGUGAGAUCAACUACUCUUGCAAUCCGUUUCCACCCACUGUUUUUGUUAAAGUGCUAAAGUUUGGUGUCAUCACUUGUACAUCCUGAGGGUGCGCUCCAACCAUGUGGAAAUAAGGCUAAAGGCACUUGAAACCGCGUCCGUAAGAGAUGUGGUUUUUGUAAGUGUCGCAGUAAUGAAGCCUCUGUGUCCUGUCUGCACCUGCCCACACCCUUUUUUGAAAUGGGUGACGUAAUUUUUAAUGAAGGACUGUUUGUGCAUGCAGUGUGAAUUAGGAUUUCCCAUUUUAAAGCCUUUUUCUAGGGAGUCCCUUAGCACCGACGCUAGACUCCCUUACGACUUUAGGAGUUGAGUCAGAUGAAAAAAGUAAUUUCCGUGAUCGGUAAUCCUGCCUCUGCCUCACCGGAGUCUCGAGCAUUCGUCUCUGUCCGGGGGAAUGUUCGGUGUCAGGUUGGGGAAAGAACUUGGCUCCAGUCCGAAGGCGGUUUCAUACGAAUUUUGACAGGUGAAGUCCUGUGUUUUUUUUUACUUAAAAGCAACACCUAUGCGGUAUGGAAGGGGCACAUGGACAGUGGUUUCAUAAUCCAACUGAGCUGAGAAACUGCUGGUGUGAAGUGGACUCAAACAGUUUCUUUGGGAUGAACAUACGAGUUUUUCUAUCUUUAAACAGAAGGAUUAAGGGUUAACUCAGAAGAAGAGACUCCUGCUGUAGAAUGGCCGAAUGCGGGGGGUCUUUUAUCAUCUCUACAAGUUGUAGAGUUAUCUCAGACGCCUGUGUGAUCAAUCACAAGACUCGCGCGCUGCUCGGUUAUUCAAUUUAUGUUGCAUAAUCAUAUUCUCAUGCGCAUAUUUAGAUCCACCUUACAUUAUACGAUUGACAGACAGCAACAAAAGAAACUUAGUCAUCUUGCUGACGCUGUUCUCUUUUUGAACUUGUUUAGGGCGUCAUGGUUGGUAUGGGGCAGAAGGACAGCUACGUCGGCGAUGAGGCCCAGUCCAAGCGUGGUAUUCUCACCUUGAAGUACCCCAUCGAACACGGCAUCGUCACCAACUGGGACGACAUGGAGAAGAUUUGGCAUCACACCUUCUACAACGAACUGCGAGUUGCCCCCGAGGAGCAUCCAGUCCUCCUGACAGAAGCUCCACUCAACCCAAAGGCCAAUCGUGAGAAAAUGACCCAAAUCAUGUUCGAGACCUUCAACACCCCGGCCAUGUACGUCGGCAUUCAGGCCGUGCUGUCGCUCUACGCCUCCGGUCGUACCACCGGUAUCGUGCUCGAUUCCGGCGAUGGUGUCACCCAUAGCGUACCCAUUUACGAGGGUUAUGCCCUGCCUCACGCUAUUCUUCGUCUCGAUCUGGCCGGUCGUGAUCUCACAGACUACCUCAUGAAAAUUCUCACUGAACGCGGCUACAGCUUCACCACCACGGCCGAGCGAGAAAUCGUCCGUGACAUCAAGGAGAAGCUCUGCUACGUGGCACUCGACUUUGAACAGGAAAUGGCCACUGCUGCUUCCAGUUCCUCCCUCGAAAAGAGCUACGAGCUGCCCGACGGUCAGGUGAUCACCAUUGGUAAUGAGCGUUUCCGCUGUCCGGAGGCUCUCUUCCAGCCCAGCUUCCUAGGCAUGGAAUCUGCCGGUAUUCACGAGUCCACCUUCAACGCCAUCAUGAAGUGCGAUGUUGAUAUCCGUAAGGACCUGUAUGCUAACACAGUCCUCUCGGGUGGCACCACCAUGUAUCCUGGAAUUGCUGAUCGCAUGCAGAAGGAGAUCACCUCCCUGGCGCCCAGUACCAUGAAAAUCAAGAUUGUCGCUCCGCCCGAGCGUAAGUACUCGGUUUGGAUCGGUGGAUCCAUCUUGGCCUCCCUUUCGACCUUCCAGCAGAUGUGGAUUUCCAAGCAGGAGUACGACGAGUCGGGUCCUGGAAUUGUUCAUCGCAAGUGCUUCUAA